AAAACCCUGGAGACUCGGUGGCGCCCCUUGCUGAGCAACCACAAGAACUGUACCAUCGCCAUCCACAUUGCUCACAGGGACUGGGAAGAUGACAGCUGGUGGCAGCUGCUGGUGGAGAGGCUGGGGAUGAGCCCUGCACAGGUCCGGGCCUUGCUUCAGGAAGGGGAGAGGUUCGGCCGAGGCGUGAUCGCUGGCCUCGUUGACAUCGGGGAAACUUUGCAGUGCCCGGACGACUUAGCCCCGGAGGAGGCUGUGGGGCUGGAAAAUCGAGCUGUACUGACCAACCUGACGCAGAAGUACCUGACGGUGAUUUCCAACCCGAGGUGGUUACUGCAGCCUCUCCCAAGGAAAGGGGGGAAGGACGUAUUCCAGGUAGACAUCCCAGAGCACCUGGUCCCUUUGGGGCCCAAGUUGUGACCAUCGUGAGCCCCCGGGAGGAGUGUCACCGAGAGGCCAGCUAAAUCGUGACCCGGUUCCUUUAUCAUGGUGCAGACGUAGAAAAUCAGCUUUGGUCUCAGUUGCCACUGCCCUG
This is a messenger RNA of Heterocephalus glaber (naked mole-rat), 532 nucleotides long. NCBI's taxonomy places the organism in Eukaryota, Metazoa, Chordata, Mammalia, Rodentia, Bathyergidae. The record is from RefSeq and is a predicted model, not a curated record.